AUGCAGUUCAAAGCCGAGUUUCCAGCCGUGCCGUCAGUAGCACCCUCAGAGCCAGGGGAUGUAGGAGGAGAGGACUUAGUGCAGAAGGAUUUGGCAGAGAGAUCAUCCAAAUCGAGAAUUGUGACCAUCCGUUUGCCAUUUGAUGAAAGUACUAUUCCUGUAGCAGGUCGCAAAUCAUUACCCUUGAAAAAUGCACCAUCAGCCGUUUUGGCACAGUCAAGUCUUGUACGCAACGAACGAGAUUUAAAUAGAAGCGCGGGACUCUUCCCAGUAACGGAAUGA
This is a messenger RNA of Opisthorchis viverrini, 282 nucleotides long. RefSeq lists its product as hypothetical. NCBI's taxonomy places the organism in Eukaryota, Metazoa, Platyhelminthes, Trematoda, Opisthorchiida, Opisthorchiidae. The transcript has 2 exons. The coding region runs from base 1 to 282 and encodes 93 amino acids. The record is from RefSeq and is a predicted model, not a curated record.